Nestor notabilis (Kea) is the source of this 447-nucleotide messenger RNA. RefSeq names its product C->U-editing enzyme APOBEC-1-like. Gene Ontology annotation, biological process: cytidine to uridine editing. The transcript has a single exon. Gene Ontology annotation, cellular component: cytoplasm; nucleus. Gene Ontology annotation, molecular function: cytidine deaminase activity; zinc ion binding; RNA binding. The coding region runs from base 1 to 447 and encodes 148 amino acids. NCBI's taxonomy places the organism in Eukaryota, Metazoa, Chordata, Aves, Psittaciformes, Psittacidae. The record is from RefSeq and is a predicted model, not a curated record.
AUGUAUAUAUCUAAGAAGGCAUUAAAGCAUCAUUUUGACCCCCGUAAGGCUCCACGGGAUGCAUAUCUACUAUGCGAACUGCAGUGGGGUGAGACCGGCACACCUUGGAUACACUGGGUCAAAAAUGACCGUUACCAUGCUGAAGUCUACUUCCUGGAGAAGAUCUUUAAGAUGAGAAGAUCCAAUAAUUAUGUCAACUGUUCCAUCACCUGGUACUUGUCCUGGAGCCCCUGUGUGAACUGCUGCCGUAAAAUACUGAAGUUCUUAAAGCAGCACUCAUAUGUGAACAUAAAAAUAUAUGUAGCACGGCUUUAUUACAUAGAUGAUGAUGAAAUCCGCCAAAAUCUGAAGAACCUUGUGAGCUUGGUGGAUGUAACCAUUGCUGUCAUGGACAUUGAAGGCAAGGUUUCCCAUGCUUUGUGGGACUGGGAAGGGGUGAAAUGGUGA